Molecule: messenger RNA, 1351 nt
Organism: Trematosphaeria pertusa
Lineage: Eukaryota; Fungi; Ascomycota; Dothideomycetes; Pleosporales; Trematosphaeriaceae
Product: NAD(P)-binding protein
Exons: 3
Coding region: 16-1053 (345 amino acids)
Source: RefSeq, a predicted model, not a curated record
UGGGAAACCUACAACAUGAACGCAUCAAAGAAGGUCUUCAUCGUUGGUCCUGGGUUCAUCGGUUGGAAUGUUUUGGACCUUCUUUGCGCUGAAGGAUAUACAGUGUCGGGCCUUGUGCGACGGGAAUUGCAUGGACAACAGAUUCAAAAAUCUGGUGCUCUGGCUAUUCAGGGCGAUCUGAACGAUAGAGAGUUAAUCAAGAAGCACGUUGCGCAGAACGAUAUUACCAUCCACACAGCAACAGCAGACCACCUACCAUCCGUCGAGGCCGUCCUAGAUGGCGUCAAAGAACGCGCUGCAGCCGACAAACCCACCAUCUUCAUCCAUACCUCCGGCACCAGCCUGCUCGACGACGGCUCCCUCGGCGCCUUCAAAGGCGAUAAAGUCUACUCCGACACCGACCCGGACUCCAUCAACGCACUCUCCGACACAGCGCCCCACCGCCAAAUCGAUCUCGCCAUCGUGCGCGCCUCUAAGGAGCUCGGCGACAAGGCAAAGCUCGCCAUCAUGAUCCCGCCCGAGAUCUAUGGCUUCAAUCCCCAGCACAAGCGCCUCACGAUUCAAAUCCCAACCAUCACACGCUUCGCCCUUAAGCACGGCUUCGCCGGCCACGUAGGCAAAGGCCUCGGCGUCGAAUCACAGAUCCACGUGCUGGACCUCGCACGCGCAUACGUCGUCCUCCUACACUACGUGGAGUCUUCCCCACCAUCCACCUUCCUGCAGAACCCGUACUUCUUCUGCGAAAACGGGCGCGAGUUCUCGUGGAAAGAAGUCGCUGAGAACGUCGGUAAGGCUCUGCACGCGAAAGGACUGAUUAAGGAUCCGGCGCCGAAGGAGUAUAGUAAAGAGGACUGGGAUGAACUAUUUGGAGAGUACACGGGGACGGUUAUCGGGCUGAACUCUAGGAGUAGGGCGGUGAGGCUGAGGGAGUUGGGGUGGGAGCCGAGGGAGAAGGGGAUCUGGGAGAGUUAUAAUGAGGAUGAGUUGCCGGAGAUUUUGAAGGAGGAAAAUAUCGGAACGGCGAGUCGGUAUGAAGGCGCUGUUGCUUCGUAGGGCUGUACAGCACUCUCCUGGUCUUUCGAUGUUGAAGCGACUACGGGAGCAAUUCUUGAGCUGAGAUUCGCGAGGUGAUGGCUUGCGGGAGUGUCAGCGGGACCCCUAUCCCAGGGAAAACCUGAACUGCUUGCGUCAUAAAUGGUCCCGAAUACCUACCAGCGCUUUUUGUUUCGCAUCACGAAGGUAACACGACGAUCGUGGCAACAAUUCCGUUUCCCCCAGCUCCGUGGUGGCUAUGCCCCUCACAUACCCAAUCAAUCACUCGCACCACCACCCCAACAACGGCACACCACUC